This is a messenger RNA of Yamadazyma tenuis ATCC 10573, 379 nucleotides long. The record is from RefSeq and is a predicted model, not a curated record. Lineage: Eukaryota; Fungi; Ascomycota; Pichiomycetes; Serinales; Debaryomycetaceae.
AAAACUUUUCUAGCGAGCAUCUACAGUCUCAGAAGAAUUUUAGUUUUCAGAAACAUUUUCCACAUACUAAAGUAAUUCAAGAUGGUUUUAGUUCAAGAUUUGUUAAACCCUUCUCCAGCUUCCGAAGCUCAAAAGCACAAGAAGAAGGCCUUGGUGCAAGCUCCAAGAUCUUAUUUCAUGGACGUCAAGUGUCACGGAUGUAUCAACAUCACCACUGUGUUCUCCCAUGCUCAAACCGCUGUCACUUGUGACGGAUGUGCCACUGUUUUGUGUACCCCAACCGGUGGUAAGGCUAAAUUAACUGAAGGAUGUUCAUUCAGAAAGAAGUAAAUAAUUCUUGUAUAAUUUAAUAUCAAACCGCAUAGAGACCUAUUUUUCA